CUUAAAGUUGAGUGGAUUCUGAAGCAGGGACUGUUUUUACCCCACUGCCAAGAUGACUUUACAAUUUAAAGAUGCCUUCUGGGGAGUGGACUUCAUCAGCAAUUGUGGGUAUGAGACUAUAAUUCAGAGGCUUAAUGAUGGCCGACGGACGUGCAAAGACAUGGAGGAGCUCUUGAAAAUGAGGGCAACGGCAGAGGAGAAAUAUGGCAAGGAACUGAUCACCAUCGCCCGCAAGGCUGGAGGGUUAAAUGAGAUCUGCACUUUGAGAAUAUCUUUCGAUGAAAUGAAGAAACAAAUUGAGAAUAUAGGAAACUUGCACAUUCAGCUCUCUGGCCACCUGAAAGACGAGGUGAAGAGGAUGGAGCAGUUCAGAGACCGACAGAAAGAACACAGGAAAAAGUUCGAAAUCAUAAUGGAGAAGGUCCAGAAAACUAAAGUCUCCCUCUACAAGAAAACAAUAGAAUCUAAAAAAUGCUACGAGCAGCGCUGCAGAGAGGCAGAUGAGGCAGAGCAGACGGCUGAGAAGAUGGGCAACACUCCCACAGCGACACCCAAACAGAUAGAGAAGAUGAACAAUAAAUCUAAGCAGUGCAGAGAAGCUGCUGAGGAAGCUGAGAAACAAUACAUGUCAAACAUUGAACAGCUUGACAAUAUCCGUCAAGAAUGGGAGUCAACACACAUCAACACAUGUGAGGUGUUUCAGCAGCAGGAAGAGGACCGCCUCAGCAUACUGAGGAACGCUUUGUGGGUGCACUGCAACCACUUAUCACUGCAGAGUGUGAAAGACGAUGAGUGUUACGAGGAUGUGAGAAACACACUGGAAAAGUGUGACAUCAUUACAGACAACAACUGCUUUGUGGAGAUGAAUUACAUUGGCUCGACGCCCUCGGCUCCAGUUGAAUACCAGAAUUACUACGAUAGGGACGCUACAACUGAUAGAAACGGCAGUGCUGGAUUUGUUGGAGUCAUGAAAAGGUUUUCAAGUCUUUUGCAGGGAAAUUGUUCAACGGGCUCCAAGCUGAGCAUCAAUGAGCCAGUUGCACAAGCUACUGCAGAGACGUCAGAGGAAGUGUAUGCUUCCAUUCCUGGUCAAGUGUCUCAACUGAGCAGUGAAGAGUACACGGUCAUAUAUGACUACGAAGCACAGGGGGAUGACGAGCUUUCUGUUUCUACUGGGGAUGUUGUGGUUGUUACGGAUCAAGGUCAGGACGGUUGGUGGAUGGUGCAAAGAAACAGCCUUGCUGGAUUGGUUCCAGGCUCUUACCUCGCUAAAGAAUGAGUUCACCUGACAGUCAUAUGUAAGACUUAAUAACAACUACACUUCAUCAGCUAAAAACGUCUAGUAAAAGUGCCACUCUUUAAAGUCACCUUAUGGUUUAGGAUUGUCUGACAGCAAUUAACACAGACCUAUGCAAUCAUAAUCAUUUAAAAGUGUGUACUGUCUCUAAGGUUGUAGAAUGGAGAGUUAUUUAUUGCUGUGGCACAUAUUCAUAUAACUUUACAUACCAAUGCCAGUUGUGUUUACCGCUCCUCAAAAUCCAGACAGCUGGUUGAAACUGAUAUGUAGCACUGCGUUAUGUUCAUUCAAAUAGGGUCAAUUGAGUUGUUUAAAUUUUAAACCCUACCUUUUUGGCUGAAUGUUGUAUCUUGUAUAUAAUUCCUAUGUGUAAUGUUGUUUCAAAAAGCUAAAAAGAACAUUUGUUUAUGCAUGAGCAUUUAUUUUUAUUA
Messenger RNA from Paralichthys olivaceus (Japanese flounder), 1728 nucleotides. RefSeq names its product proline-serine-threonine phosphatase interacting protein 1a (gene pstpip1a). Gene Ontology annotation, molecular function: actin filament binding. The record is from RefSeq and is a predicted model, not a curated record. Gene Ontology annotation, cellular component: actin filament; cytoplasm; plasma membrane. Lineage: Eukaryota; Metazoa; Chordata; Actinopteri; Pleuronectiformes; Paralichthyidae. Gene Ontology annotation, biological process: actin filament polymerization.